ACAUUUCAGUUGCUUCAAAAUUAUCGCCCCAACCGCCGGCCGCCUCAGCGAAUUGCGAUCGUUUUCGAACCGUUUUCAAAUCGUUUUCGAGUAGAUAUCCGUUUUUUUUUUUUGCGUUUUAAGCCCGUUAUUUUCUGUGCCGCAUUUUCUGAGCUUCGAACAUGUCGUUCCUGGGCAACACAUCCGAUCUGGAGUGCGAAAAGAACGAGUUCCCGAGGCAGCGACCCUCGGGCAUCAUCACCAAGGUGGCCGCCCACAAGCUCUCCGCGGAGCCCAAGUGGACGGACAAGCGGGAGGAUGACUCCGACUCGGAGGUCUCGUCGCCGGAUAACUUUCUGACCAAAGGCGCCUUCCUACUGACCCCAUCCUACGAGUUGUCCAUGGAGCGGGCGGCCCUCAUCUGCGAGAAGAUGGCAUUCAAGGGAUGCUUCAGCUUGACCAAAACCGCUACAGGCAUUCUAUUUAAAUUCUCACACCCAGAUGACUAUCAGGCGGUGUUCAAGAAGGGCUUCCACAAGGUCACCGGGGCGCGAUUCUACCGCAAGGUGAGCCCACCCACCCACACCCACAUCUCCAGUGAUUGGAAGGGCAUUAUGGGGCACAAGAUUGCCAUACCGUGUCGGCCGAGGAAGACCUUCACCCUGUACGUGCUGGAUGUGCCCGAGGAUCUGCCCGUGGAGGACAUCCGGCAUGCCAUGUACAAGUUCGACUCGGUGGUGGAGGUGGUGCGCCUGCACAUCUACUCGAGCCUCGCCAGCAAUGCCGCCAACCCCACCUCCUCCUCCGCCGUCGCCGCCAGCAGCUCCUCCGGCGGCGGCGAUAAGGGCGUCGAAGGUGAGCAGAUCCAGCUGCUGCACACGCCAACCCAGACGCUGCGCCGAGCGGCACUCCGAAGCGUCUCCAAGAGCGUGGGUUCUGUGGUGGGCGAUGCCAUCGAGAAGGCCGAGCGUCCUGAGCGCAGAGAACUGCCUCCAGCCGUCAUCCGGGUCACCCUGGCCUCCAUGGAUGAGUACAACAUCCUGUUGCAGAACGGGCUCAACUUCUACGAUGCCACGUUCUUUCCCACUGAGGCCAACAUCUCGCUGAAGGGCGCCAAGAUCGAUUAUAAGCGCAGAAUGCUCGAUGGCUCGAUUCCCGGACGAGUGAGGGAACUGCUGCCCGUUUUCGAUGCGGCUGGCUUCUGCAAGCUGCCACCGCCCACCAGCAAGCUAAUUAAGCCGCCGAGGUCGUAGAUGCCAUACGAUGCGAUUACGAUUACGAUGACAACGCGUUCCGGCCAAAUACACGGGCCCCCAUGACGACCACACUCCGGAUUCGGUACUACCCAGUUUAUCUUACCCUACUUCGAUGUAUACUACAUACUACAUAAUGCUGUUUUCAACGGAUGCCAACGUUUCCGCUCGAUCCGCCGAUCCGAUCCAAUUCGAUCCAUAAUAAUUCCUCUUUUGGCUACCAUCUAUGUUUUUGUUGCCUUCUCCCAUCUAUCUAUCUAUCUAUCUGUCUCUCUUUCCUGUGAACUUUUCAACCUUCUUCGCUCUGUUUUUUUUUUGCUAGUUUUUAUUAUUAAAGGCCCAUAUAAGGCGUAGCGUCUAAUUCGUUUGAUUGUCUAACAAUGAAAAAAAAUAAGCAAAAACACAGAAAAGAAACAUAAUAAAGAUGAAAUAAGAAAAACACUUUUCAAUGGCAAACGGAAAUGGAAA
Molecule: messenger RNA, 1700 nt
Organism: Drosophila sechellia
Lineage: Eukaryota; Metazoa; Arthropoda; Insecta; Diptera; Drosophilidae
Exons: 5
Coding region: 162-1232 (356 amino acids)
Source: RefSeq, a predicted model, not a curated record